AUGUCGCUUUCUGUGCCACAAAACGGAGUCAAAGGAGACAGUGAACCCGUUAUUGAGCUCUUUGUGAAGGCUGGGAGCGAUGGAGAGAGCAUUGGAAACUGUCCUUUCUCACAGCGACUUUUUAUGAUCUUGUGGCUCAAAGGAGUUGUUUUUAAUGUCACCACUGUGGACCUCAAAAGGAAACCCGCAGACCUUCAGAACCUUGCCCCUGGUACUCACCCACCUUUCAUCACCUUUAAUGGAGAGGUCAAAACAGAUGUCAACAAAAUUGAAGAGUUUCUGGAGGAAGUGCUGAGCCCCCCCAAAUAUGUCAAACUUGGGGCUCGGCACCCUGAGUCAAACACAGCUGGUAUGGACAUCUUUGCAAAGUUCUCUGCCUUUAUCAAGAACUCAAAGCCAGAUGCUAAUGAAGGGUUGGAGCGUGGGCUGUUGAAGACACUACAGAAACUGGAUGAGUAUCUUCGUUACCCACUUCCUGAUGAGAUCGACCACAACAGUAUUGAGGACAUCAAAGUUUCUGAUCGCAGGUUUUUGGAUGGAGAUGAAAUGACGUUGGCUGACUGCAACCUAUUGCCCAAGUUGCACAUAGUAAAGGUGGUGGCAAAGAAGUACAGAGGCUUUGACAUCCCCAAAGACAUGACGGCCAUCUGGAAGUAUCUGAACACUGCGUACACACGGGAAGAGUUCACUAAUACUUGUCCGAGUGACAAAGAAAUUGAAAUAGCCUACGGUGAUGUCGCAAAACGGCUGAUCAAAUAA
Molecule: messenger RNA, 759 nt
Organism: Knipowitschia caucasica
Lineage: Eukaryota; Metazoa; Chordata; Actinopteri; Gobiiformes; Gobiidae
Source: the annotation of a GenBank genome assembly